GUGUUGAUCUCUGCUUCGACUCUCUGAAAUACCUGUGCAUUGCUACGCCGGACGUGCGCGCUGCCGUGGAGCAAUUCUGUCAGGGAAGAAAAAUGGCAGCGUCAGUAAGUCGAGCUGGGAGCUUACUGAGGCGAGCUCUUGUCAAAGCUCGUAGCCCUGCUCUUCUGUGUGUAAAGCGGGGCCAGGCCAGUGUGUCAUAUGCUCAGAGCCUUCUGUCCCUACCUGGGACGGAGCUCACCACACUGGACAAUGGCUUACGGGUUGCUUCUGAGGAUACUGGACAAGCCACCUGCACCGUGGGCCUGUGGAUCAACUGUGGCAGCCGCUAUGAGACCGAGAAAAACAAUGGAGUAGGCUUCUUGCUGGAGCACAUGACCUUCAAGGGCACAGUGAAGCAUUCGCAGUCAGCUCUCGAGCGGGAAGUAGAGUCAAUGGGAGCACACCUCAGUGCCUACACCACCCGCGAGCAUACUGCCUACUUCAUGAAGACCCUCAGCAAGGACAUGCCCAAAGCGGUGGAGCUGCUGUCCGAGGUGGUGCAGAGUGUGUCGCUGAACGAGGCUGUCCUGGAGCAGCAGCGCGCGGUGGUGCUGAGGGAGCUGGAGGAGGUGCAGGGGAGCCUGGAGGAUGUCUGCCUGGACCUCCUGCACGCCACAGCCUACCAGGGCACCUCCCUGGGACACAGCGUGCUGGGACCCUCAGAAAACGCCAGGUCCCUGACCCGCCAGGACUUGGUGGAGUACAUCAACAGCCACUACAAAGCCCCGCGCAUGGUGCUGGCUGCAGCAGGAGGAGUAAAUCACAGUGAGCUGGUGGGUUUGGCCAGGCAGCAGUUUGGCGAUGUGCCUGUUCAGUACGAGGGGGACGCUGUGCCUAUCGUGCCUCCCUGCCGCUUCACCGGGAGCGAGAUCCGCAUGCGUGAUGACGCCAUGCCUAUGGCCCACGUGGCCAUCGCGGUGGAGGGUCCCAGCGCUGCCAGCCCAGACAUCGUGCCCCUCAUGCUGGCCAACGCCAUGAUUGGCAGUUAUGACGUCACCUUCGGCGGGGGGAAGAACCUGAGCAGCCAGCUUGCGCGCGAGGCAGCGGAGGACAACCUAUGCCACAGCUUCCAGUCCUUCUACUCCCCCUACAGCGACACCGGCCUGCUGGGCAUCCACUUCGCCACCGACAAGCACAGCAUCGAUGACAUGAUGAUCUGCGCACAGAAUCAGUGGAUGAACCUUUGCACCACCGUCACAGAGAGCGAUGUGUCCAGAGCCAAGAACGUGCUGAAGGGCAGCCUCCUGAGCCAGCUGGAUGGCACAACCCCGCUGUGUGAGGACAUUGCCAAACACAUCUUGACCUUCGGCCGGCGGAUCUCCCUGGCUGAGUGGAAUGCCAUGAUCGAUAAUGUUACCCCAAAGAUUGUGCGUGACACCUGCUCCAAAUACCUCUAUGACAAGUGUCCUGCAGUGGCUGCUGUUGGUCCUGUUGAGCAGUUGCCCGACUACAACAGAAUGCGCAGCGCCAUGUACUGGCUCCGAUUCUAACCCCUGACCCCCGGACCGGAAGAGUUCCCCGGACCGGAAUCCGUCCUUCCUGCUUCUCCUGUGAGAUAAGGAGGCAGAGAUCCGCUCUCAUUGGCUCAGAGGCCGCUGUUUGUGCCACCUGCUAUGCCUGUGUUGUGCUGCCAUACAUCUUCAUUCACUAUGACCUGCCCUCCAUGUGUCAGAGCAGGGUGGGGUUUGGUUUUAGGAUGGGGUGAACAUUGCCUUCAUGCGCCGCUUCAUUUGCUUUUUUUACUGUUGAUUCUUAUUCAAAAUUAAGAAAUGCAAUUCAAACCCACAGGAAUAAGAAACAAGGGAAUGUUGACAGAUUUUCUCAUCUUAAAAUAUCUGCAUCGUCUUAGACGUCCGUUGUACAGACAGCGUGAAAUUGGUACGCUGUGGGAAUUGCACAGUUACAACGAGAGGAGCAGAGGAAGGUAUUUUUCAGUUGUAAUAAUUUGCCUACCAUUGUAAAUAAACAAUUGUGAAAUGUA
Molecule: messenger RNA, 2020 nt
Organism: Conger conger (European conger)
Lineage: Eukaryota; Metazoa; Chordata; Actinopteri; Anguilliformes; Congridae
Product: cytochrome b-c1 complex subunit 1, mitochondrial-like
Exons: 13
Coding region: 93-1529 (478 amino acids)
Cellular component (GO): mitochondrion
Molecular function (GO): metal ion binding
Source: RefSeq, a predicted model, not a curated record